GAUGAACAUCAGUUGACGGUAGACCCCGUCCCCCUCCCCAUCCUCUUUCGACUGGACUUGUCCGUCGCUCGAGAAGACCAUCCCGCCUGCCUUCCUCUCCUCUGAUCAAUGGCAUCUGAGGCGAGGGCCAGGGCAAAUGUGCCCCGUAGAGUAGGAAAGCAGACCACGAAUGGCAUGGACUCCUAUCAUCGUUACGUAGCAGAAUCAAGUACGCCGCCGCCGCCGCUGCCUCAAGGGGAUAUCAUCGCCCGGCCGUAUACCAGUCACUCCCGUUCCUUUAGCACGCCGCGUCCCUCAAUACUAGAACCGCCUUCGUCAAAUAACAGCAGCGACCCCGAGCAAUCGAGAGCUUUGCCAGUGCCCGAAAUCACCAUCAGCAGCCCAGGGAAACCGCCGAGGGCCAACCCACGAUACUCAUUAACUCCUCGCCAGGCAACAUUUCCUCCGAUCAAUGCUCAAAGAUUAGCGGUGCCCGGGGUGAGACCACCUCCGCCCGCGCAACAAAUACCAUUUGCUCCACGAAUACAAAGAGUUCAACCACGACCACCGGUGCCCACACCACCAACCACGGCCGAUUCCGAUGAUGCGAGGAAACGAGAUGGGUUAAUCGACGUAGCUCUUCCGUAUAGACCGUUCUAUCUCCAGAGAAGGGUACUCAGCUCUUUCGCUGUCCUCUUCGCCGGACUCAUGGUCACCGUAGAAGCCGUGCUGGAUCUAUCAAAUAAAAGAGGAGGACUUGGUUCACCAGACCAUGGGUUCAGAUAUCUGUGGCAGUACGGGUCAGCAUUCAUCUUCACCUGUAUUGCCGCGUUAUGGGCGAGACCGGAACAUCAAGCGAAAGCGAGCGCGCCGUGGCUCCGGAUGGCAAAAGGACCUGCGAGCGUGGACCGGACCCUGAUGCUCGACUAUGUCUUCAUGUUCGAGCCGUUGACCAUCGCGAAAGCAACAAAGAAUCGGGACUGGCUCGUUGCGGCUACGGCAUCUGUGGGCUUGACGCUCAAACUCAUCAUCGUCAUCGCUGUGGCACUCGUCAGUCCGACGUUCCAGAUUGUGACUGCUCGGGGUGCGAGCUUGAACCUACACAACACGUUCGUGAACGAUCCCACUGGGCUACGGAAUGCUGGUGCCCUGCCUUUCUUUACGAUGACCGCCCUCCAGACGAAAGGCCUCAACUUCCCAGACGGUACUUCGAAAGAAUUCGCCUUCCAGUCAUUUUCUGCUGACUUGCCCGCCACUGCUGAGCUGAGGACCAACGUCGACGGCUUCGAAUCCGAAAUCGAG
Colletotrichum phormii is the source of this 1281-nucleotide messenger RNA. RefSeq lists its product as uncharacterized. The annotation marks the transcript as partial. The record is from RefSeq and is a predicted model, not a curated record. The transcript has a single exon. Lineage: Eukaryota; Fungi; Ascomycota; Sordariomycetes; Glomerellales; Glomerellaceae.